Molecule: messenger RNA, 603 nt
Organism: Bipolaris zeicola 26-R-13
Lineage: Eukaryota; Fungi; Ascomycota; Dothideomycetes; Pleosporales; Pleosporaceae
Exons: 2
Coding region: 1-603 (200 amino acids)
Biological process (GO): iron incorporation into metallo-sulfur cluster; intracellular iron ion homeostasis
Cellular component (GO): mitochondrion
Molecular function (GO): iron chaperone activity; ferroxidase activity; ferrous iron binding
Source: RefSeq, a predicted model, not a curated record
AUGAGACCAGCAGCCACUCGCUUCGCCAGCUUGGUCGCUCGUCGUGCCCUGCGCUCGCCGCUUCGCGACCAAUUGCCUGUUGGUCGCGUCAUCGCCGGCAGAGCUCCAGCUACUACCAACACAACAUGCUUCCGUCCCUUGCAUGCAUCCGCCAGCCUGCGGAGCAUCAUGCCGGACUCCGAAGACCCAAAGCCACCAGAGCUUCCCUCCCAAGAAACGCCAGUCAAAGCGACCGACAUCUCAAUGCAAGAGUUCCACGAGCGCGCAGACCAUUACCUGGGCGAGCUGCAGCAGAGGCUUGAGGAAGCACAAGAGAACGACCCAGCCAUUGAGGUGGAUUACUCAUCUGGCGUCCUCGAAGUUACAUCUCAGAGCAACACAUUUGUCUUGAACAAGCAACCCCCAAACAAGCAAAUCUGGCUCAGCUCCCCAAUAUCUGGACCAAAGCGUUUCGACUGGGUCGUGUCCCAAGAAGGUAUGGGCGAAAAGGAAGGAUGCGGUAUUGGAGACUGGGUAUAUUUGCGAGACGGCACCUCGCUGACUGAGAUUCUAAGGAAGGAGCUGGGUGUUGAUGUCAGCGUUGAUGACGAGGUUCCGCGCUGA